Loa loa (African eye worm) is the source of this 150-nucleotide messenger RNA. RefSeq lists its product as hypothetical. The record is from RefSeq and is a predicted model, not a curated record. Bases 1 to 150 code for a protein of 49 amino acids. The transcript has a single exon. NCBI's taxonomy places the organism in Eukaryota, Metazoa, Nematoda, Chromadorea, Rhabditida, Onchocercidae.
AUGGAGACGGUAAUAGUACCAGAUGAUAAUGAUAAUAACGAAGGCCAUGAUAAUGAACGUGAUAACAAUAGUUUCACGGAUUCGAUGACAAAAUCAUGGAUUAUGAUUAUGAGCAAUAUAAACCUUAAUGACAGUGAAACAAAACAGUAA